CACACGUGUCACGUCAGAGAAGCUCAGCCUAGCAGUGACAGGACCAACAGGGGAGGAGGACUCAUCGUAUUAUCCAGCAAGGCAAAGAGGAUAAAGGGACGCUCACUUUUUUGGCACAAAUAACCUCACUUUUGUUCAGUCAUUGUUAACAGUAUGCCUGUCGUCAGAACCCUCAGCAAGGUGGCCAAGCAGGCCCUGCUCAGCACCCCAGGGUGCGGUUGCCAGCCCCUCACAGUGGCGGUACGCAACAUCAGCUUCUCCCCCCGUCAGGUGACGUCUGACGCCAGCUUCCACUCCGUGUCCUUCUCAGAGACAGACCAUCCCAAGGUGCUCAUUACAGGUGGCCUUGGACAGCUUGGCGUCGGUCUUGCCAAAUUGUUGCGAAAGAGGUUUGGAAACAACAAUGUUAUUCUGUCUGACAUCAGAAAGCCACCAAGCCACGUAUUCCACAGUGGCCCCUUCAUCUACUCAGACAUCUUGGACUACAAGAACCUACGUGAAAUUGUGGUGAACAAUCGUAUCACUUGGCUAGUUCACUACAGUGCUCUCCUCAGUGCUGUAGGAGAGGCUAAUGUACCUCUGGCACGAGCUGUGAACAUCACUGGGCUUCACAACAUCCUGGACAUUGCAGCAGAACACGGCUUGCGUCUCUUUGUUCCCAGCACCAUUGGCGCCUUCGGUCCCACUUCUCCACGCAACCCUACCCCAGAUCUCUGUGUGCAGAGGCCACGCACCAUCUAUGGCGUCUCCAAAGUUCAUGCUGAGCUGAUGGGUGAAUACUACCACCACCGUUAUGGGCUGGAUUUCCGCUGUCUCCGUUAUCCAGGAAUCAUCUCCGCUGACUCCCAGCCUGGUGGUGGCACAACAGACUAUGCUGUCCAGAUUUUCCAUGAUGCAGUCAAAACAGGCAAAUUCGAGUGCAAUCUGAAGCCUGACACACGGCUGCCUAUGAUGUACAUCGACGACUGCUUGCGUGCCACCCUGGAGGUGAUGGAGGCACCAGCUGACACACUGAGCAUGAGGACCUACAACAUCAAUGCCAUGAGCUUUACCCCUGAAGAACUGGUCCAGGAGGUCCAGAAGCAGCUGCCCGAUCUGGAAGUGACAUAUGAUGUUGACACUGUCCGCCAGGCUAUUGCUGACAGUUGGCCAAUGAACUUCGAUGACAGCAACGCACGGAACGACUGGGGCUGGAAGCACGAUUAUGACCUCCCAGAGCUUGUCCAGACAAUGCUCAACUUCAUUGGCUCAGAAACUCGCAUUGCCCGUGCUAACUGAGAGUGCAAAUCAGUCAGAGUAUUCUUUGUACAUACUGUAAAGACUGGUCAAAGAGAAUGGAGAAACCUGGCCUGUAAAUAGUCUUUUUCUCUCUCUUCUCUCUGUAAUUCGGAAGGGCUCUGUUUGCCUGGCACAAGGUCAACAUUUCUACAGAAUGUGAAGGCCAUGUCACCGAGCAGGCUAGACAAUCCCCCCCAAAACCUGUCUGUCUACCCCUCCCUUGCUCUCUGCCACUCUCUUUCUUUCUGCUUGGAGGUUUGGAUGAAGAGUAGUUUGUCAACAGAAGGCUAUCAGAAGAAUCAGCAAUGAAAACAAGGGCCUUUGAAACCUUUUUUUCUUAAAUGAAAAGGAAGAUGUCUUGCCUGUCUGUGAAUUGUAUGCUGUUAGCAUUGCAAUGUUUUCAAAAAUCAAGCAAAGUGAACAAGUGAAUGUUGCAUCAGGAAUUCAUGUGUGUUUGAAACCCUUUGUCUUUGGUAUCUAAAUCUGUAAGGGUUAUAUUUUCUGUUCUGAUUUUGAGGAUUCAGGUAUGCAAGGCCCAAACCUCUCAAGACCAAAAUCAAGUAAAUAAAGAGUUUGAAUUGAGAGGUUUACAAAAAAUACAUAUGUGGUGUCCUUUGAUGCACUUUAAAAAGAUUAAAAUCUUUAAAAUAGCUGACGAAUAAAUGAGGGGAAUUGCAGAGGGAGGGCAUUUCCUGACAGUGCAUCUGUAUUUAGGGCAGUUUGGAGCAACUCAUUUGAGUGAUAAUAUAUUGUUCUUCUGUUUAUUCCAUAUAUAUUACAUUCUUUAUUUAUUCUGUUCAUUGCUGGUAAAUGUGUGGAAAUGACGCUGAGUAAAAGCGCAGUUACGCACUUGUUUAUAAGUGUUCCUAUCCACCUGUAUGCCAUAUUUUUUUCACCAACUCGGGGGUUUUUAACACAAAAGGGAACUAUGACAUCUGCUCUAUUUACAUUGGGCCACAUUUUGUGGUUCUGCAUUUUUCAAUGUUCUGCAAAAGGAACACAUUGGUUUCUAUAUAAAAGUCUUAGAAAGUUCUGUCUGUUCUUUCAAUCAGAAAAGAAGCUUUGACAAUAAAACUUUUUACUCCA
Molecule: messenger RNA, 2364 nt
Organism: Myripristis murdjan (pinecone soldierfish)
Lineage: Eukaryota; Metazoa; Chordata; Actinopteri; Holocentriformes; Holocentridae
Gene: tdh
Product: L-threonine dehydrogenase
Exons: 9
Coding region: 154-1278 (374 amino acids)
Biological process (GO): L-threonine catabolic process
Molecular function (GO): L-threonine 3-dehydrogenase activity
Source: RefSeq, a predicted model, not a curated record